GAAAGGGCGGAACAGGCUCGCCUCGCCCGUCUCCAUUUUGCUCUUCUAACUGCGCGUUGGUGGUCGGAGGGGACGCCGAGGUUCUUAGCCACAUUGCAGGCGAGUGCCGGGGAAUGUCGUACCCAGGAUAUCCUCCAUCAGGCUACCCAUCUUUUCCUGGUUAUCCUCCUACAGGACAGGAAUAUCCACCUGCUAAUCAGUAUGCUUACCCUGCGGGGCCUGGAGGCUUCCCACCUGUGGGGGGCAGUGAAUAUAAUGUAGCUCCACCAACUGGGGAAUUCCCAGGGUUUGCAGGCUACCCAACUGCACCUGGUGGGUAUCCUCCCGCAUCUAGUGGAUACCCUGGACUACCUCAGCCUGGUGGCAUGCCAACUUAUCCUGGAGAUGCUGGUUUCGGAGUACCUCCCUCUGGCUCUGGUUUUGGCUAUCCACAGCCUCAAUCCCAAAUUUACGGUGGAGGUGGUCCAGCCCAAAUACCAGCUGGGUAUCCUGGUGGACGAACACCAUCAACACCCCAGCAGCCUGCAGCAUUAACUCAGAGCAUGCAAGGAACAAUUCAACCAGCUCCUAACUUUGACGCAGGGAGGGACGCAGAGAUUUUGCGCAAGGCUAUGAAAGGAUUUGGUACGGAUGAGCAAGCAAUCAUUGAUGUCGUUUCCCACCGUUCAAAUGAUCAGAGGCAACAAAUUAAAACUACUUUCAAGACUAUGUAUGGCAAGGAUUUAAUUAAAGACCUGAAGUCGGAACUUAGUGGGAAUAUGGAAGAACUGAUCCUCGCGUUGUUCAUGCCACGUACCUAUUAUGAUGCCUGGAGUUUAAGGCAUGCGAUGAAGGGGGCAGGUACCCAAGAAAAUGUAUUGAUUGAAAUUCUGUGCACAAGAACAAAUCGGGAGAUUCAAGAAAUAGUCAGAUGUUACAAAAGUGAAUUUGGAAGAGAUAUCGAGCAUGAUGUUCGGGCUGAUACAUCUGGUCACUUUGAACGAUUACUUGUAUCUAUGUGUCAGGGUAAUCGGGACGAGAAUCCUACUGUAGAUUAUCAAAAAGCCCAGCAAGAUGCACAACGACUUUACCAAGCUGGAGAAGGAAAGCUGGGAACGGAUGAGUCUUGCUUCAACAUGAUCCUUGCAUCUAGAAGCUUCCCCCAGCUGAAAGCUACUGUGGAAGCUUAUUCACAGAUAGCUAACCGCGAUUUAUUAAGCACCAUUGGCCGGGAAUUUUCAGGAAAUGUAGAGCGUGGCUUGAAGACUAUCUUACAAUGUGCUCUAAAUCGCCCAGCCUUUUUUGCAGAAAGACUUUAUCAUGCCAUGAAAGGAGCCGGCACAGAGGAUUCUACGCUGGUUAGAAUUAUUGUAACUCGCAGUGAGAUUGAUCUUGUACAGAUCAAGCAGCUGUUCACACAGAUGUACCAGAAGACUUUGGCUACCAUGAUUUCGAGUGACACCAGUGGGGAUUAUAGAAGCUUGCUCCUGGCCAUUGUGGGUCAGUAGGAAGCAACUCUCAGAAAAUAAAACAAGACCUGCAAACAGCCAACUAUUGCUACCAGCAAUCAGAGCUUAUAAAAAUAUAAGUUAUCCUAGACAGAUAAGUAUGCAGGAUCUUUUACUUUGCAUAUAUAAUUGCCUUAAUUUAGCACAUCACGUACUUUACAAUAAACUUGCUGCCUGAAAUGUGUCUGUUCUAUUAUUGUCACAAAGUCUGUUACUUGCUUUUACUCCUGUGCGCUUUGCAUAAUGUUUGUUUACUCUAAGAAAGGACAGGAUAUUGCGUGUAUAGAGCUACACUCGGACAAUGUACGCAUUUCCAGUUUUUGAAAUUGUUCAUAAAUUUGGAAACUUUGAAACUGUGUAUCUUUAUUAUGUAUUGUAAACACCAAAACAGUCUAUUUUCCAUGAGAAGCAGUUUGUUUUCAUAAUUAAUUCCUAAAUCUUAUUUUAAAAGUUUCAACGUUCCAAUUUUAUCUGGACCCUUAGUCAAUUUAUAGUUUUCUGAGAUUAAAUCUUAUUUAGCUGU
Molecule: messenger RNA, 2010 nt
Organism: Protobothrops mucrosquamatus (brown spotted pit viper)
Lineage: Eukaryota; Metazoa; Chordata; Lepidosauria; Squamata; Viperidae
Gene: ANXA7
Product: annexin A7
Exons: 13
Coding region: 114-1487 (457 amino acids)
Cellular component (GO): cytoplasm
Molecular function (GO): calcium ion binding; calcium-dependent phospholipid binding
Source: RefSeq, a predicted model, not a curated record